This is a messenger RNA of Oryzias melastigma (Indian medaka), 6262 nucleotides long. RefSeq names its product patatin-like phospholipase domain-containing protein 7. Gene Ontology annotation, biological process: lipid metabolic process. Gene Ontology annotation, molecular function: phosphatidylcholine lysophospholipase A1 activity. The transcript has 36 exons. The record is from RefSeq and is a predicted model, not a curated record. The coding region runs from base 157 to 4191 and encodes 1344 amino acids. NCBI's taxonomy places the organism in Eukaryota, Metazoa, Chordata, Actinopteri, Beloniformes, Adrianichthyidae. Gene Ontology annotation, cellular component: endoplasmic reticulum.
UCGUCCCUGAUUGGCUGAGCUGCUACGUGAUAACAAGGCAUGGGCGGAGCUAACCCAAAUGACAGCAUAAAGAAAACUUUAUUAGCUAGCUGCUAACUUCUUCGUCUCUUUCAUGAUGUAACUUGACAGAAACGGCUGAUUUCGAACCUCACAAAGAUGGACCGUCACGUAGACGAGGCAGACGUGUGUCAGUCACAGUGGCCCAGUUCAGUGCUGCUGAACAGCAGGAAUGUCCUGAAAGCAAGAGUGCAACAGUUUGUAGAAGAGAGGAUGCAAACCACAAUGCUUACAGGCAUAGUAAUUGGAGCAGCUGUUGUCGUCUCUCUGAUUGGCAUAGUGGUUCUAUUCCUUUACAAGAGAUACAGACUUUCUCGUCAGCAGCAAGCAGGUGUUCCUCAGUAUCGCUUCAGAAAACGUGACAAAGUGCUCUUCUAUGGAAGGAAGAUCAUGCGAAAGGUCCAAACGCUGUCUUCAACUCCUCCUUCGUCCUCUACAUUAGUGUCAAAGCAACCACAACGCACACGCAAAAGGACGAAAGUCCUCAGCAUAGCUCGCAAAAUCCUGAGAAUCCGGAAAGACCCCCCUACCCUGCAACCCAAAGAACCCCCUCCCUCCUUGCUGGAGGCCGAUUUGACUGAGUUUGAAGUGCAGAGCUCAAAUCUGCCUUCAGAGGUUCUGUACAUGCUCAAGAAUGUUAGAGUUUUGGGUCAUUUCGAGAAGCCUCUGUUUCUGGAGUUGUGCCGCCACAUGGUGUUGAUUGAGCUUCAAGAGGGCGAGAGCUUAUUCAAGCCAGGAGAUGACGAUGACAGCAUCUAUGUAGUUCAGGACGGUCGACUUGAACUCUGCAUCCAAGAGAAUGAUGGAACUGAGCCUGUGGUGAAAGAUGUACUACCAGGAGACAGUGUCCAUAGUCUGCUCAGUAUUCUGGACAUCAUCACCGGUUACCCAGCUCCAUAUAAGACUGUAUCAGCCCGGGCUGCAACUCGCUCCAUUAUCUUGCGUUUACCUGCAUCAGCCUUUGAUUCAGUUUUCAGGAAAUACCCAGAGACACUUGUGCGUGUGAUUCAAAUUAUCAUGGUGCGCCUUCAGAGAGUCACCUUUUUGGCUUUGCACAACUAUCUAGGCCUCACAACGGAGCUUUUCAAUCCGGAGAGCCAGGCUGUGCCUUUGUCUAAUUUGAACAGCGUGAUGGCCGAGGCAAAUUCUGGAAAAAUGACUCGUCGUCUCCACUUCCAGGAAGAGUUGGGUUCUGGGUCCAGUGAUAUCUCUGGAGAACUAGAUGGUGUGAAGGACAGCCCCUCAAACAAGAGGCUGCGAUCUACCUCAAUGCCAGCUGAUAUUACAGUGACAGGAAAUGACCUGAACAUGGCUUGUGAACGAGCUCGAGUCACAAUAGAGGAGACUCCAUCCAGUCCCGCCACUCACAAAUCUAGUCUGAAAAAGAACGUUACAAUGCAGCACACUCCAUCGGAAGUGUUUCAUUACACUGACAGUGGAGGGCAGUCUGACGCCGUCCACCUCGGUAAGAGCAACACAAUCCUCCAGGCUGCCAAGAGAGACUUACAGGGCAUCAUCCAACUGCAGGACCCUGGGCUUCUUGAAAGAAGAGUCACCCUCCAUCAUGUCAAAGCUGGCUCUGUGAUAGCUCGUCAAGGAGACCAGGAGGUGAGCAUCCAGUUUGUGAUUUCGGGCCUCCUUCAUGUGUACCAGCGCAUGAUUGACCGUGAAGAAGACACGCGGCUGUUUGUGACUCAUCCUGGAGAGCUCGUUGGUCAGCUCGCAGUUUUGACUGGAGAGCCUCUCAUAUUUACUGUGCGGGCCCAGAGAGACUGCAGCUUCCUCUCCAUUUCCAAAACCCACUUUUAUGAGAUAAUGCGUGUGGAACCAAAAGUGGUCCUGACUGUGGCUCACACGGUUUCAAGGAGGAUGUCGUCUUUUGUGCGGCAGAUAGACUUUGCUCUGGAUUGGAUGGCUGUGGAAGCUGGCCGAGCAGUAUACAGGCAAGGAGAAAAAUCCGACAGCACUUUCAUCGUGCUGAGCGGUCGACUUCGCUCUGUGAUCAUGAAGGAAGAUGGCAAAAAGGAACUGAUUGGAGAAUAUGGACGUGGUGACCUGAUUGGAGUGGUGGAGGCCUUAACUCAUCAGAACAGAGCCACCACAGUCCAUGCUGUUCGUGACUCUGAGCUGGCAAAGCUACCUGAAGGAGCUCUGAGCUCUAUUAAAAGAAAGUUUCCACAGGUUGUCACCAGAUUGAUCCAUUUACUCGGUCAGAAGAUUCUCCAGCAGGUGAACGGUCCUCUGACAGCUCGUAGUUUAGCCCUCAAAUCUCCAGGAAGCAAGUGGGAUGCAGGAAAUCCGGCCUCCAACCUUUCAACGGUGGCUGUGCUGCCUGUAUCUGAAGAGGUGCCUUUGACAGCCUUCACUCUGGAGCUGCAGCACGCGCUCAUCGCCAUAGGACCCACGCUUUUGUUGACCAGUGAUAUCAUUAAACAGAGGCUCGGUGCUGCAGCUUUAGACAGUGUCCACGAGUACCGUUUAUCCAGCUGGCUGGGCCAACAGGAAGACAUCCAUCGUAUAGUUCUUUAUCAGACCGACUACACACUGACACCAUGGACGCAGCGCUGCAUUCGUCAGGCUGACUGCAUCAUUAUCGUGGGAUUAGGAGAGCAAGACCCCGCUGUCGGAGAGCUGGAGCGCAUGUUGGAAGGAAGUGCCGUUCGUGCCCAGAAGCAGCUGGUUCUGCUGCACAGAGAAGACGGGCCUCCCCCGCAAGGAACUGUAGACUGGCUGAACAUGCGAAGCUGGAUUUCCAGACAUCUCCACCUCUCCUGUCCCCGAAGGGUCUUCUCUAAAAGGAGCCUCCCCAAGCUGUUGGAGCUCUACCAGCGUGUGUUUGAAAAGCCUGCAGACCGCCACUCUGACUUCUCUCGUUUGGCUCGCGUUCUUACGGGAAAUGCCAUUGCUCUCAUCCUUGGAGGAGGAGGCGCAAGGGGCUGCUCCCAGGUGGGGAUAAUGCGAGCCCUCAGCGAGGCUGGCAUCCCAGUAGACCUGAUUGGUGGGACGUCGAUCGGCUCCCUAAUGGGGGCGCUGUAUGCUGAGGACCGCAGCCACAGUCGCAUGAGGAUCAGGGCUAGAGAAUGGGCCAUGGAAAUGACGUCGGUCUUCAAGAAGUUUCUGGAUUUGACUUACCCCGUCACCUCCAUGUUUUCUGGUGCGUCGUUCAACUCCAGCAUCAACAAUGUCUUCAAAAGCAAACAGAUCGAGGACCUUUGGAUUCCAUAUUUUAAUAUCACAACAGACAUCACUGCAUCAGCCAUGAGAGUGCACACUGAUGGUUCUCUGUGGCGGUACGUUCGUGCCAGCAUGUCCCUGUCGGGGUAUCUGCCUCCUCUCUGUGACCCUAAAGAUGGACACCUGCUGAUGGAUGGAGGCUACAUCAACAACCUGCCUGCUGAUGUUGCACGCUCCAUGGGGGCCAAGGUGGUGAUAGCUAUUGACGUGGGCAGCCGGGAUGAAACCAACCUCACUAAUUAUGGCGACUCGCUGUCUGGCUGGUGGCUGCUAUGGAAACGCUUCAACCCCCUGGCAGAGAAAGUGAAGGUGUUGAACAUGGCAGAGAUUCAGACACGCCUGGCCUACGUGUGCUGCGUGAGGCACCUGGAGUCCGUUAAGAACAGCGACUACUGCGAGUACAUCCGACCUCCGAUAGACAGAUACCGCACUCUUGAAUUCGGCAAGUUUGAUGAGAUUGCUGAAGUGGGAUAUCAACAUGGCAAGACUGUGUUUGAUGUGUGGAGUCGUAGUGGCGUCAUUGAGAAAAUGCUGAAAGACCGCCACCAGGAGGAGUUCCACAACACACAAAAUAAGAACAAUGUUGUGACGUGUCCAAAUGCUUCUUUCACCGACCUGGCAGAAAUCGUGUCCCGCAUUGAGCCGGUCAAACCUGCACUGGCGGAUGAGGAGUCAGAGUACCAAACUGACUAUGAAGAGGAGGCUUUGGAGAGCGCUCUGUCAGACAUGGAGGGCUACGGUCACUAUGGAGAUCACACUGAGGGGGAGGAGACCGCGGACACGGAUGAAGAGAUGGAGGGUGGAGAAGAAUGUCCAGCUACCUCACACACCAGCAGCCUCUCUUCAGCUGACGGUCCAGCAGAGGAACCGACAAACCAGCAAGUGCAUUCCAAACAUUAAAACAAGCAAACACUGCCUUCAAUCGCCACCUCUUACUUCCUUAGCGUUUCCUUUAUUUUUCAGAGCACUGACCUUUCUGAUUGUUGUUUUAUUCAGUGUAGAUGUAACCAAUGAACAAUCUUUGUAUAACACUCCAUCAGUAAUGCAUCAGUAACACUCAUGUAUUCAGUUCGUUGAGCAGCACCUUAUCGUUUCUCAUAUUGAGAUAGCUGAAAUGACUUCUUAAAGCGCUACAUAAAUCACUUCUGUCCACCGGAUAAUAUGGAAAAAAAUAAACGGGGCAAGUGAGAAAACAUUAUUUCCAUAAAUAAUCUGCAUUUAGACCAAAAGCUGUUUUAAAUCUUUAUAGGUGAGUUUACUUUAUUAAAAAAAUAUAAUUUUCAUUGCAUUCCUUAAACCAAGUUAAAGCAGCAUUAAGGAUCUCUGAUAUCCACGCAAAUCUGUCAGAUGAAGUAGUUCUUUUGUUUCUAACUUAACAUUGUUGGCAUUUACAUCUGUUCAAAUCACUUAAAAUGUUUGUCAUUUAAAGAGUUUCCUGUUCAGUUUGAUGGUUGUUGUUAUUUUUCAUGUUAAGCCAAGUAAAGGGUUCAGUUGAACUAAAUAUUGACAAUAAGUCAAAGUUAUGAGUGAUCCUCUGUUACAUGUUGUUACUCUUCUUUGUUUACAGUAUUUACAUUAUAUAAACAACUCUAGGAAGACAUAAAAAUCUUUUUUUGUUGUUGUUUUGUUUAAACAUUAUACCAAACUCCUGUAACAUUCUGAAAUUAUUAUUAUUAUUAUUAUUAUUUAUAAAAGCAGUGGAUCAAUUCUUUAUUCCGUCCUGCUGCAGGGAUUCAUAUUUUUACAGGAAGAUUUACUCGAUCUUUAUUUAAGCAGCUCUGCAAAACAAACAAAAGCACAAAAUUAACACUUCCCAGUCUUUGCUCGUCAACUUUCCACUUAAUCAAAUAGAUUUUCAACUGUUCAAAAAGUGAAACUUCCUCUGUCUGGAUUUUUUUUUCUGUUUUUUUUUUUUUUUGCCAAAGAAAGUGCAGAAUAAGCAUCCGCUUUUGCUUUGGCUGUCGGCACAGUCCUGUCUUUUCCAUUGUGCCACAGAGAUGCAGGGAAUUAAUGAUCGGUCCACCUCAAAGCUCCAGAUUUCCCCCUCAUGGCUGACGAGUCUCCACCAAUCUGUUCUGUGCAUUGAAACCUUCUAAACAGCAGAGUUUGGCUGAAGCCCAACUCAGCUCUGCAUUUAAGCUGUCACAUGAAUGUUGAAUGUUUGCCCAAAGUGUCUUGUAUUUAUUUGUAUUUGGCCUUUAUACUUGUCAUUAUGUUUUUUUAUAAUCUGAAGACAAAAAGUUCCUUCAAAAAUGAAAUUAUAUAAACAAAUUGAAAGUAUAUCUAUAGCACAAAUUCUAGGCUUCUUUAACUUAUAUGGAUUUCAUAGUUUUAUUGUUAAAAUCUCAACAGGUGAUGAUUUUCUUUGUCAAUCAUUUAUAUUAACUUUGUAAAAAAAAAAACAUAUUUAGAACAAUAAAAUUUGUGUUGUAAAACUCUCAUUUAUGUUUGAUCAACAAUAACAUUUCCAAAGAAAUUCUUGUGGUGAAGAUUUAAUCAUUUUUUUGAUCAUUUUACUUCCGUUUGUUGAUUUGAAUUACGCAACAAUAAAAGUUGAAUAUAUGGAAAGUUAGAGUUAGGUCAAAUGGUCACAGCAUUUUAGUUUUUGUUUUUGUUUAAAAAAAAAAAGAAUGUUUGUACACGGAUAAACUGCUGUUUGUUUGUGAGAUUAUUUUGUUUUUAUUUUGUUUUUCUCUGCAAGCACAAAGGAAUGAUGUCAUCUGACAGAAUGAACGAUUGGCUGCUUUAAUAAAAGGGUCACGUUGAUGAAUGAAGUGCUGAUGUAAUGGAUGAAGCUGUGCCACAAAGUUAAUAUAUGAAAGCCUUAGGUGAGUGAUGUAUGAGAUGCAAUCUGUGCCCUCAUUUGACACUCAUUUGGAUUAUUGCAUUGUAUAAAAUGUUUACUAUUAAGAUUUCCACUUAUGAUUCUGUCUGUUUCUUGGAUCAAUAAAGCUGUUAAACAUUUCUCUCA